AAACUGUAAAUCCACACAAGGCCUAAUUAAUUUGUAUUUAAUUUAUAAUCACAAUAAAUUAAUUUGUAUUUAAUUUAUAGACUGAGUUACAUCAGUCCACUUUCUUAAAUACUUGUAGCCGACUCCUCAAAACCAUAAACUAGGAGUUACUAAACCAACAAAAACUAAGGGAAACAACAAAGAAUCUUCCUUUAAGAAGGCUAUUAUAGUAAAACCACAAGCAAUUACCAAUAUUUUCCUUUACAUGUUCUUCAACUAUAAAUACAUCCAUCCUUUAAUCUCUUGUAACACCAACACUUCUCAAAACUUACCCAACACAAACCAAAAAUAGAAAUCAUUGUAGGAAUCACAAACAAAAAUGGGAGUAACACAUACUAAUAAUAGUAAUCAAAAUAUUACAACAAGUUUACCAGUAUGGAGAUGGAACUCUCCAACACCUUACCUAUUUAGUGCAGUAGUUUUACUUAUGGGAUGUAUUGCAGCUGCUUUGCUCAUGCUUGCUUGUUCCUACCGAAAGCACCUUCAUAGGGGCUCAAUUUCGACCUCCUAUGGCGACCGAAUCGGAUGGGAAAUGCCGGUUGUUCGGCCCAAAACCGAGCUCGAUUCGAAACCAAAAAUUGUCGUCAUUAUGGCAGGAGACGAUAAACCUACUUAUGUUGCUGCUCCUUCUCCAAAUCAAGCUCCUCCUUUUAACCAUAUUUGUACUUGUGGUUCUCAAGUAUAGGGUUUUUAAUGGGUAGAUUUAUAGAGUAUAUUGUUUAUGUCUCUUUGAAUUUACUAGGUAAUGCAAAUUCAAGUUAGAAUUUUUUUGAAUCUCACGUAUGGUUUUUUCUAGUAAAUUAACUUAGAUAUUCACUAAUUCUUUGAAUUUUCUAUGUUACACCCUAAAAGCUUUCACUUUUAUUAGCGUAAAGUAAUAUAGAUAUGCUUUUCCACUAUGUAACAAUGGUGGUUUUCUAAGAACCUUUUGCUACUAAAUCCAAUUAGCAUGACUUAGAUAACAAAGUUGGAUGACUAGCCCAACAUAAUUAGGUGGGUCACACCAACCGGAGU
Messenger RNA from Amaranthus tricolor (Joseph's coat), 1053 nucleotides. Its product is annotated as protein GLUTAMINE DUMPER 6-like. Bases 359 to 724 code for a protein of 121 amino acids. The transcript has a single exon. NCBI's taxonomy places the organism in Eukaryota, Viridiplantae, Streptophyta, Magnoliopsida, Caryophyllales, Amaranthaceae. The record is from RefSeq and is a predicted model, not a curated record. Gene Ontology annotation, biological process: regulation of amino acid export.